This is a messenger RNA of Lathyrus sativus (Indian pea), 2556 nucleotides long. The record is from the annotation of a GenBank genome assembly. Lineage: Eukaryota; Viridiplantae; Streptophyta; Magnoliopsida; Fabales; Fabaceae.
AUGGGAGCUUGUGCUACAUUUUCUCCGUGGACUAAUGAAGACGAUCUUUUACUCAAGAACUCCGUUGAGUGUGGUGCUUCGUUGGAGGCACUUGCGAAAGGUGCGGUGCAGUUUUCUCAAAAAUAUAGUAUUGGGGAAAUAAAAGAGAGAUGGCAUUCUAUCUUCUUUGACCCUGAUGUAUCCUUGGAAGCCUCUACGGCUAUGAUACGUUUAAAAGAGCAGGAUAUUGUUUCUGUUAAGAGAAAACCUGUCAGGGCUCGAGAUUCUUACUACGCGGUGCAUAAAAGAGUGCGCAAAGAGGCUCAAACUUCCAUGGACUUCAAUUUUUUGGUUGAACCAGAAAAUGACAAUUAUGCUGUAAAUGGAGACGGGCCUUUGCAUCUAAACUGCGUACCUGAGGGUUCAACUUGGAAUCAAUUUCCAAAUCAUGAUCCGACAAUCUACGGUGUUCAAGAGAAUAUUAUGAAUGCUGAUGUUGCAAUUAAUGGAGUUACUGAUCAAGCGUUUUACACUGGAGUUGUUGAUGAUACUCUUGGAGAGAAUUUUCUCAUUGACCAAAACCAUAUGCCUGUGGAGGAUCAUCAAAUUAUUGAAGAUAACCAAAUUAUUGAAGAUAACAUGCCUCUGAAUGGAGCUGCCGAGGAAAUGGGUGUUCCAAUCGAAUUAGAUAUCGAAAAAUUUAUCAGAGAUGAGGAUGUAGAGGAAAUAUCUUUGUCUACAUUUCAACAAAUCAACAAUGACCCUGCAAAUAUAUGCUCCGAGUUUGAUGAAGAUUGUCUAUUUGAUUCAUCUGAGUUAGAGUGUGGAGAUUCAUUUGACGAUUUACAGUUAUCUUCACUUCCUGACAUUCCGGACAUUCCAGACUGGAGAACAGAAGAACAUGGCGGUAUUCCAUGUCAUGGCUCAAAAGAUUCGACUGCUUGCGAGGAUGGUUACCUGAAAGAGUUGUCCGAUGAUCUCUUAACCUUCACCGGCGAGGAAGAUCUAUACCUGAUGGAUUAUGUCGAAAAAGAUGGGAUUGGUAAAUCUUAUUAUGAUGGUCUGAGUUCACUUUUAGUAAGCUCUCCAAUUGAUGGUUCUUCAGAUCAGAUACCUGAAAUGGAUGAAGCAGAGUUAUUAUUGGCCCCACCUGAAGAAGUCAAAAAUCCGUGUGUUUCACGUCACACAAAAGUAGAUGACAAUGCAGGAACGGGCGAAACAGAUUUGUUAGCUGCAUUUGAUGCACAUGUUAAUGAUCUCUCAGCUUCAUGUCGUGCUCGUGCAGAAGUAGAUGACAAUAUAGUGUCAAAACCUAAUGGUGUGCAAGUAGUUCACAAAUCAGCGUUCGAAAUGCCAACUUCUGCCUCAGCUAAAUACCCUCAAUUUCCUGAACUAGUUAAUGGAGUUAUUUUCUGUAGUCUAAAUACCGAGGACCCAGUAGUUCCAUCCAAUGAAGAUGUUUUUCUACCCUCUAAUGAGCAUCCCCCAACAAUGUUUUCAUCUGAACCAGCUGUUACAAAAUCCAAUAAACCAGUUCCAUCAUCUGUUAAUGAUUGUGGAUUUAGAGCUAGCAGAAGAGGUAAAGUUUUGACGCAGGUUGAACAAAAAAACUCCAUAGGAGCUCAUGUGCCUUCCCAGACAACAAGAGCCCGAGGGAAUUCAGGGCCUGUUUGUGGUUCGAAAAUACAAUGCGAGUUAUCUAAUAACCAUUCAUCACACAGUGCAGUUAUUGCUUCCCGUGGCUUAGGUGGAAGCAACAGUUUAACAAACAAAACUCAUGCUGCUCUACAUGCAAAUCCUGACGAAAAGCUUGGCAAUGUUAGCUUCGUAAAUCAUCUAAGCAAUAAUGUGACAAGUUUGUCACAUGAGAAACCAGCCCUCGGAAAGGGCUUUAUACAUCAUGUCCAACCUAAUGGUUCUUGCUUGAAACAGGAACAAAAUGUAGCUUUGCCAGUUGAAUAUAAUAAGUUGCAACAUGCUGAAAUGGGAUUUACAGAAGUUCUAAGGUCAGAGCUGGUGGUUAUUCCUGAAAAGUUAGAUGAGGAAGAGCAAUAUAUCGAAAGUGAUGAUGAUAUUCCUUAUUAUUCUGAUGUAGAGGCGUUGAUACUUGAUAUGGACUUGGAGCCUGAUGUUCAGGAUUUAUAUGAAAAUGAAGAAGUAUCAAGAUAUCAACAUGAGGAAACUAAGCGGACUAUCGUAAGGCUGGAGCAAGGGGUUCACUCUUUUACGCAAAGAGCCAUGGUUUCACACGGAGCAUUGGCUCUAUUAUAUAGCCGCCACUCAAGUUACUAUAUCAAGAAAAACGAGGUUUUACUUGGACGAGCAACAGAAGGUGUUCAUGUAGAUAUCGACUUAGGCAAAGGAGGUGGUACCAAUCUAAUAUCUAGACGCCAGGCAAUCAUUAAGAUGGAUAAAGAUGGAUCAUUCUACAUUAAAAAUAUUGGCAAGAGUUCAAUGCUGGUAAAUAACAGAGAGUUGCACACUGAUCAAUCUCAAAGACUGCUCUCCCAUCAUUUGAUCGAGUUGAAGGGCAUGCAAUUGAUAUUCGAGAUAAAUCAAAGUGGCCUGAAGCAGUAG